Molecule: messenger RNA, 2688 nt
Organism: Clunio marinus
Lineage: Eukaryota; Metazoa; Arthropoda; Insecta; Diptera; Chironomidae
Source: the annotation of a GenBank genome assembly
AUGCGUCAAGGUCAUCAAAUAAUGUCUUCAAAGCGAAAAUCACCGCCAACGAAAUUGGAUGGCAGUAAUGGAAUUUCUGAAUUGAAAUUUCCAUAUCAAGACAACGAUCUGAUGACUCCAAAGGAAAUUGACUUAUCGAUCAAAACUUCUCCACCCUCAAGCGAUGUAGAAACACAAAAUGAUCAAAAACUCAGUCCAAAUAGUUGCCAUUUGGAGUCAAAUACGGAAACUAAUCAUCAUAUUCAAUUAAAUGGGGAUAGAUCGAAGACGAAAUCGAAGCGAAGGGGUACAGAUAUUCAAACAUUAACUCAAAAUUAUCUACAUCCUUCAACCACUAUUGCUGGUCUUCCUCAUGCUCUUCAAAAUUUACUUUCGAAACGUCGGAAAAGUGAAAAUUUCGACAACGUGCCAUCAAUACAUUCGCCAUUAAAUCACAGUACACAGCAGGAUGAUUUUAUCCAAAACAAUAAUCAAUUUAGAAGUGAAAAUAGCGCUAAAAAUAAUUUUAUCAGUGAAGCGGAUGAAACGAAAAUCAAACGUGAACCGAACAUCUCCGAUCAAAAUGAAAAUGAUUUUAGUCUGGUCGGAAAUUAUCAAUACGAGAAGCAAUUGGAUAGCAACAAUCAUAAUUUGAAUGAUACAAAACGAGAUAUGAUGAACUCAUCUAGAAAAACAAUGAACGAUGUGUUGAAGCUUCUUACAAAUAAAAUGCGGGGGAGCUCAUUGAAAGAAGGAAGAAAAGGAACGUCUGAACAAGAUUUUGAGAAUAAAAUUGAUUUGACUAUUGAUCCAUUCAAGUAUGUCGACCUUCCGGAAAACCUUCAAGAACGAGAUAAAUAUUACUUGUACAGUGAAAUGAUACUUCAAUUACAAAUGGCUCGUGAUCACUUGUUAAGGCAACAAUCAGAAAAACCGAUGAAUGAAUUUGAAAGUAAACUUAUGCAGAAACAAUUUCCGUUGCAAAUCCCAGAAAAUUUUGAUGAAUUAAAACUUCAGAAUGAAGCAUUCCUUCAAGAAUUGCAAAAUCAUCUAGCGCAAAAAACAGGGAAUACUUCUUCACCGCUUUCUCAAGCAUCUUCACUUUUAAAUGUUGCUUCAGGAUCUAAUAUAGUCAGUAAUGCUCCAAGACUCCCCUAUAAUCUCCCAUUUAAUAAUGAAGAAUCAGAUCUCUUCGCGGCAUGUCGGUUGUGGCCGGUAAUGGCAGCAACUGCGCAGCAUCAUCAUCAUCAUAAUUCAACAAGCCAAUCAAACAAUCUACCAAAUUUGAUGGCUAAUCCCAGAGAUUCGAUUUCAGAGAAUAAUCUUGCAAGAUUUGGUCAAGCAUUAGCUGAAUCGAGUUCAAAAAAUAAACGUUUGAGAGAAGAUCACGUGACAUUAAUUAAUCAAAAUCACAUUAACGAUGACAAAAUCAGACUUGUCAGACAUCAGGGACGAGGUCGUAAUUCAUCUGAUCGGGACUUGCUUGGAAAACAACAUAAUAAUAAUGAGUCGUUAGGAAGCGGGAGUGGCAAUAACGGUGGAAAAGCUCACAUUAAACGUCCAAUGAACGCAUUUAUGGUUUGGGCAAAAGAUGAACGAAGGAAAAUUCUUAAAGCAUGCCCUGACAUGCACAACUCAAACAUCUCAAAAAUUUUAGGUGCUCGAUGGAAAGCAAUGUCAAAUUCUCAAAAGCAGCCAUAUUAUGAAGAACAGUCAAGACUGUCGAAACUUCACAUGGAACAACAUCCCGAUUAUCGCUAUAGACCACGUCCAAAAAGAACAUGCAUUGUAGAUGGUAAAUAUCCUAACAACGGUAAGAAAAUGAGGAUAAGUGAAUACAAGUCAUUGAUGCGAAAUCGUCGACAGGAGAUGAGACAACUUUGGUGUCGAGAAGGUGGUGAAGGCGGGGGUUAUAUUGAUAUGCAAUCGCCUGAACCGCCUGGAUCUUCGAGUAACAGCAGUCAGAUGUCACCAUCUCUUAGACUUGGAAAUAGUUUUGACUCAGGCAUUAUGGGAGCUGGCAAUAGUAAAGGUUAUUAUUAUCCAAAUGACUGCUUAUCACCAUCAGCAGUUUCACCAGGAGGUAAUUCCAGUACAAACUAUGAUUCACGUGACGAUGAUUAAUUUUGAGUAAGCUUCAAACUUAGGAUGAUGAUUGCAAGUUAAAAUGAGACGAGAAAUCGCCAUGAUGUGAACGAAAAAAAAAUCAUAACAUUUCUUAUAAAACACAUUUGGAAAUUACUAACGUACUCAAGGAUCGGACUUAAGGGUUGACCUUGUUAGUGUCAAAUUAAAUUGUCAAUCAACGUGACAUUGGUUAUGUUGUGAGCUAUUCUUUUCUAUAACGAUAAAGUUAUGAGAAGAGGCUUAUUUAAUAUCAAAUUCUCUUAAAAUAAGAGAUUAGUGAACUUCAAUUAAAACACAAAAUUAUACUUGAGUCAGCAAAUUCUGCAUGGAAUAUCUUGUUUUAAUAUAAAUUUCAAUUGCCAUGGUUAAUCAUAUUAAACUUAGGUAUAAUUAGAGAGGUCAAUUUGACUUUUAAAAAUGCUUUUAUUUCUAUGAAUCUUUAGGGGUAAAUUUUAAAAUUCGAAGUAUAAAACAUUAAAAUUAUUUAGCAAAUAGAUACUUAUUAUAAUAGGUUAGGACAUUUAAUAUAUAUAAAUUUAAAUUGGUUAAUUAAAAAUUGAGAUAAGAGUCAAUAUGUAUUGA